ACACACACACGCAAAACGCCGAAAUGUCAUGUUUUAUCCACCAUCAUGUUUUUUCUACUUCUUUUUUUAUCGAUGUGUUUUGAAUAUCAGCUCUAGUCAGUCAUAGAUUUACGGAAAUAGCAAGCGUAGUUUUUUUUUUAAAUUGAAGUAAAGGAUGUAAACAUAGUUUUUUUUAAUUGAAAAAGCGCCUUUAAGUGAAAUUCCAACACGAAAGUGAAGCAAUUUAAAGCACGAUUUUUUUUGUUAUUGUUGUUGUGUGUACGAAACGAUAAGAGAAGAGAAAAAAUGAUAUCAUCACUGCUGAGUUUUUUAUUCAAAGUGUUCUUGUUUAUCUUCCGAGCGAUUCGAUUAGUUUAUGAUUUGGCUUGCGCCACAAGUGUGGGAUUUUUGUUCUGUGUUGGAGUUGUAAUAUUUGUGCUCAGUCGAUAUUUUCGAUUGAAACAACCGAAUUUACCACCAAACUUAAUCGAUGCCAUUGGCGGUAAUCAACAUAUCGACAGCAGACAAUGUUCAACGGGACGACAGCAAAAUCUUCGAUGCGAUUCAAGUGAUACGAUUGAAUGGUGGCCGAUUGCAAACCGUGCCGCUUGCUUGGAUGGUGUGGAAAAUUCACGUUCUUCAAUUGAAAAAUGCGUAGCGCAAUCGUGUAGAUAUAUCUUAUUGGAUGUGGACAUAACGAAAUGUGGCCAACUGGUGAUUUUGCAUGAGAAAACAUUGCACCGACUGGAAAAUGAAGUGCCAAAUGGUUUUGAUGAAGCUUCCCAUAAGCCUCAGGUGUCUUUUUCGAAAAUAAACUCAAAAAAAUUGGACGAUUUGAAAUCGAUGAACAUUGCGAAAAAUCAUCCAUUAUGUGAAAAGCAUCCAAAUGAACCGAUACUACAAUUCAAUGACCUCAUGCACUUGCUCGAUGUGCAUGAAAAAAUUAACAUUUUCCUAUUGAUGGGCUCAACAAACAAGCAAAUCGUUUCGAAUAUUUCGCGAUAUUUUGAAAACAAUCCCGAACGCUUCAAGCGAAUCGUCGUGUGCAGUCGCUCACCGAAAGUAAUAUUCCAGCUUCGAAAACAGAAUCCGCAAUUUAUUUGUGCUCUUUGGUUGGAUAAAGUGACCAAAAUCAAUUUACCAUCAAUUUUGUUGAAUUCAACGUUCUUUUCAUUCCUGUAUGGAUUGCUGUAUCGAAACAUAAUCGCUGUGCUGACCGGCAUCAGUGCGGUCUUCAUCAACAAACACGAUUUUAAUGCGCACAUAGGGCAAAUGUGGCGUCAAUCGAACAUCCAGCCCAUCGUGUACGCAUUGAAUUCACCAAAUGAGAAACGUUAUUUCCAACACACACUUCGUACUCAAUAUCUGACGGAUUCGUUGCGUUCUGAGCCAUCGAAUUUUGUCAAAAUCCGAAAAUGAAAUUCAUUCCAUUGCAACUAGUCGGUUAUUGGCCUUUAUGUGAUAGGCAACACAAAUCAAUCACAAAUUAAAAUAAAACCUAUGAAAGAAAAGCACUUGUUCAACAGAAGCAUCUAGAAAAUAGAGUUAAAUAUACAAAGCCUUACAAAUCUGCUUAAAUCUAACUUAGACGAACGGAAUUACCGAAAGAGAGACCAAAUCAAUACAUACACAUACACACAUACAAAACGCAGCUAAAAAAUGGGAAAUCAAAUGGACUUUGCAUAUAUUUUUUAAUGAGUUGUAAGUUCAACGUUUCGUCGAUGGUAAUGGCGUUGAGGCGUUUUUGCACCUAGUCAUAUUUCGGUUUCAAAAAUAUCUUUGUAAAAAAAAACAACAACGUAUUUAAUACACACUCGCAGAUAGACCUAAGGUUUGAAAAAGAGGCAAGUAAACAAAUAGUGUGUAAUAUCGUCGGCACACAAGAACACAAUGUAUGUAAAACUAUAAAUAUUGUAUAAAAUUUCGCUAUCGAGUGAAUAAAAAAAGAGUAACGUUUAAGCAAUUGAAAUUGA
Molecule: messenger RNA, 1952 nt
Organism: Sitodiplosis mosellana (orange wheat blossom midge)
Lineage: Eukaryota; Metazoa; Arthropoda; Insecta; Diptera; Cecidomyiidae
Product: glycerophosphodiester phosphodiesterase 1
Exons: 5
Coding region: 286-1398 (370 amino acids)
Biological process (GO): lipid metabolic process
Molecular function (GO): phosphoric diester hydrolase activity
Source: RefSeq, a predicted model, not a curated record